This is a messenger RNA of Thamnophis elegans (Western terrestrial garter snake), 3807 nucleotides long. RefSeq names its product neuropilin 2 (gene NRP2). Gene Ontology annotation, biological process: angiogenesis; vascular endothelial growth factor signaling pathway; axon guidance. The record is from RefSeq and is a predicted model, not a curated record. Gene Ontology annotation, molecular function: vascular endothelial growth factor receptor activity; semaphorin receptor activity. Lineage: Eukaryota; Metazoa; Chordata; Lepidosauria; Squamata; Natricidae. Gene Ontology annotation, cellular component: membrane.
AUGCUACAAGAAUAUGAUUUUAUUGAAAUACGGGACGUGGAUAAUGAAAUGCAGAUCUUCUGGGAAAACACUGUGGAAACAUUGCUCCACCUACAAUCACUUCAUCUGGCCCUUCGGUGUAUAUCAAAUUCACCUCAGAUUAUGGCCCGUCAAGGUGCUGGCUUCUCUCUGCGUUAUGAGAUCUACAAGACUGGCUCCGAAGAUUGUUCUAGAAACUUCACCAGUUCAAACGGCACCAUUGAAUCGCCAGGCUUCCCUGAUAAGUAUCCCCACAAUUUGGACUGCGCCUUCACCAUCAUGGCCAAGCCGAAAAUGGAGAUUGUCCUUCAGUUUUUAACGUUCGACCUCGAGCAUGACCUGCAAGUCGGGGAAGGAGAUUGUAAAUAUGAUUGGCUGGACAUCUGGGACGGUAUUCCUCAAGUUGGGCCCUUGAUUGGCAGGUACUGUGGCACUAAAACUCUUUCGGAGAUCCACUCAACUACCGGCAUCCUAUCACUCACAUUCCACACAGAUUGCGUGGCGAAAGAUGGCUUUUCUGCUCGCUAUUAUUUGGUCCAGCAGGAGGCGCCAGAGAAUUUCCAAGGCAACAGUCCACUGGGAAUGGAAUCUGGCCGGAUCUCCAAUGAGCAAAUCACAGCUUCCUCUACGUAUUCUUAUGAAUGGACUCCGCAACAGAGCCGGCUCAACAGUGAUGAUAAUGGGUGGACUCCUAAUGUGGAUAGCAACAAAGAGUUCCUGCAGGUGGAUCUCCGCUUUCUGACCGUGCUCACAGCCAUUGCUACUCAGGGCGCCAUUUCCAGAGAAACGCAAAAUGGGUACUACGUCCGUUCCUACAAACUGGAGGUCAGCACGAAUGGAGAAGACUGGAUGAUGUACCGGCACGGCAAAAAUCACAAAGUAUUUCAGGCCAACACGGAUGCUUCUGAAGUGGUUCUGAACAAAAUCCAUGCUCCAGUGCUGACUCGGUUUGUGCGGAUCCGUCCCCAGGUUUGGCACAGUGGAAUCGCCCUUCGACUGGAGCUGUACGGCUGCCGAAUUACAGAUUCACCCUGUUCCAGUAUGUUGGGGAUGCUUUCGGGACUUAUCCCCGACUCUCAGAUCUCAGCUUCUUCUACCAGAGAAUAUCACUGGGUUCCUAGCGUGGCACGCCUAGUCAGCAGCCGCUCAGGAUGGUUCCCACGCAUCCCUCAAGCCCAGCCUAGUGAGGAGUGGCUGCAGGUAGAUCUGGGCCUCCCGAAGAAUGUGAAAGGAGUGAUUAUCCAAGGAGCCCGAGGUGGGGACAGCAUCAACGUGGCGGAGGCCCGAGCUUUUGUGAAGAAGUUUAAAGUGGCCUACAGCAUGGAUGGGAAAGAGUGGCAUUCAAUACAAGAUCCCCGGACCAUGCAGCCGAAGAUAUUUGAAGGAAAUAUGCAUUACGACACCCCUGAAGUUAGAAGAUUUGAUCCUGUUCCUGCACAGUUCGUCAGAGUUUACCCAGAAAGGUGGUCUCCGGCAGGGAUCGGAAUGCGAUUAGAAGUUCUUGGAUGUGACUGGACUGAUGUGAAGUCCACUGCGGAGACACUGAAGCCCACAUUGAAGAGUGAGGAGAUGACCACUCAGUUUUCCACUGAUGAAGAAGCAACAGAUUGUGGCGAUGAUGGUUGCGUGGAGAACGGAGAUUUCCAGGUCCCAAUAGGAUUCAAUUGCAACUUCGACCUUCCUGAAGAUUUUUGUGGCUGGACACAUGACACAUCUACAGGAUUUACAUGGGCUUUUCAUUCUAGAAAUACAUGGACUAGCCACUUAGAACCAGGCAUCGGUGUUUACCCAGAUGGCAAGAGUUACUUGAGGUUGCAAAGCAGCGCGAGAAGAGAAGGACAACAUGCUCGGCUGAUCAGUCCCACCGUCUUCCUGCCCAGGAGUGUUGUGUGCCUGAUGUUUUGGUACCAGCUCUCUGGAGGGAGUGGGACUAUGCUGCAGGUGCGGCGGGAGGCAACGCAUGAAAAUAAACCACUGUGGAUCAUCAGAGAAGACCAAGGGGAGGAGUGGAGAGAAGGCCGGAUCCUUCUGCCUAGUUACGAUACAGAAUAUCAGAUUGUCUUUGAAGGCACCAUAAACAAUGGCCAUUCAGGAGACAUCGCCAUUGAUGACGUCCGGAUAGGCACUGAUACUUCUUUGGAGAACUGCAUGGAACCCAUUGCAGCUUUCCCUGGAGAACACACGUUUGAAAUUUCAGUGGAUUUCCCAGCAUUAGAGGAUGAGGUUUCAAUUCACAGGGAAGACUUUGGCGAAGACUCUGAAGAUGAUGCUACAAACCUGGACAGAAACCACACCACGCUUUCUACAAAUUCCCCGCGGACUCCACUGGUGGACACUGAGAAGAGCUGGCUAUACACCCUGGACCCUAUCCUGGUUACCAUCAUAGCCAUGAGUUCCCUAGGAGUCCUUCUAGGGGCAAUUUGUGCUGGGCUACUCCUGUACUGCACCUGUUACUACACUAGCCUCUCUUCCCGGAGCUCUACCACGCUGGAGAAUUACAACUUCGAGCUUUACGACGGCAUCAAACACAAGGUCAAAAUGAACCACCAAAAGUGUUGCUCCGAGGCAUGACUGAUUGCGCUGAAAUCACAUUUGACAUUUCAUUCCAGCAGCCCUGGCUGGGGAAGAUUACUUUUUCUAUGGGAACUGAAUGCCAUAAUUUUACACAAGCCCAUGCUGGGAUGCUGAAGGGGUGGGGAGGGGGUCGCUGCUGUUUAGAAGCAAAAGAAGAAGAAUAGAAAGCAGCAGCAGCAGGAAGAAAGUUGGAAGAGGAUUACGAGUUGUAAGAAAUGUGUAAGAAAAUCGCCCGUGCGGGAAGAACCGGGGAGGCUCAAACAAAGCAGCCGCCAUGCUCUCUGUUUUUAUUCCUUCUAGGAGCCAAUCGCAUCUGUAGAAGGCAAAACGAUCGGUUUUGAGGAAGCGAGGGACAAAAAUGCGUACAAUUAUUUGCCACUUCCUUCUACGGAUGAGAUUGCUAAAUGCCCUCCCCCCCUCCUCUCCUUCCCCUUUCUAGUCUUAGGAAUUAUAAUCUCACGCUUGCUCGCAACACACAGGUAACCCCCAUGCCCCCAGCCAGUAGAUCACCUGUCAGAAAUGGUGCAUUGAUGGGAAGGGACUGUCUCAGUGCUGUGGGUGGUGAAAGAACUCCAGGAAGCUGCAGCCGAUUCCAACACUCCCAUCUCCCCCACCCCACCGAUGAAACCGUGUGGCUCCCUUUCACUCAAAGGAGCGGCAGGGAUUGGGGAUGGAAGGGUGGAGGUUUCGUCUCCCGCGGACCAGCGGGGAAAAGCAGUAUUUUCUUCCUGGAUUUACCGAGCAAAAGAAAAGAGCGUGGUGUGAAAGUUGACAGAAGCACCUCCUCCAGAGAAGCUGAAGAGCCUUAAAAAGUGAUUUGCAGAAAAAAAAGAGCCAUUUAUUAAAUUCAGAUCUUGGACUGAAACAGCAGAGGCCUUCAUCACAAAGGGCUCUUCUCCUUUUUUUUGUCUUUCUGUCCCUCUUUUUUUUGUUAAUCUUUUUUUUUUAGUGUAAAAAACAUUGCCGCAAGCGAAAGACACAAUUCUAAGGUGCCCAAGAACUCAGGAGAUGGCUUUUUAUAUAUAUAUUUCAAGAGGAAGACAGGCUGCUAGGUAGAUAGAUAGAUAGAUAAAUAUAUUUUGUUAAUGCUGUGUCCACUCUGAUGGGGGGGAAAAAGAAGUAUUAAAAGGCCUCGUGGAGUAAAUGCAGUUAUUCAGCCCAUCACGCAGAGUGGCAAGGAUACCUCCAACUGGCAGAUAUGAUUUAAUGUCAUCA